Molecule: messenger RNA, 1644 nt
Organism: Aspergillus glaucus CBS 516.65
Lineage: Eukaryota; Fungi; Ascomycota; Eurotiomycetes; Eurotiales; Aspergillaceae
Gene: erg1
Product: squalene monooxygenase erg1
Exons: 2
Coding region: 121-1572 (483 amino acids)
Biological process (GO): ergosterol biosynthetic process
Cellular component (GO): endoplasmic reticulum; membrane
Molecular function (GO): squalene monooxygenase activity; flavin adenine dinucleotide binding
Source: RefSeq, a predicted model, not a curated record
CACUCCAGAAGCCAUCAUCUCAAUUCCUUUCCUUUAAACAAUUCUCACGAGAUUAUGCUCUAGUAUCCGUCAUUCACUCACCGAUUUCGUUGACCGUUAACCGUCCAUCCUCCGCACUCCAUGAUGACCUCCGUGGUCUCGAACGGCCACGCAACAUCUUCGAAGCCCGUCAUCAGCCACGCUGAACAACGCAGAGUCAUUCACCAUGACGCAGACGUCUUAAUUGUGGGCGGCGGAAUUCUAGGCUGCGCUCUAGCAGUAACUCUAGGCCGCCAAGGACGCAGUGUCCUCCUCCUAGAAGCCUCCCUAAAAGAACCAGACCGCAUCGUGGGCGAACUCCUCCAACCCGGCGGCGUACACGCCCUCGAACAACUAGGCCUACGAGACUGUCUCGAUGACAUCGAUGCGAUCCGCGUGGAGGGAUACUACGUGACAUACUUCGGAAAACCAGUGACCAUCCCGUAUCCCCGACAAUCGCCCACCGACCCGCUCCCGGAGGGCCGCUCGUUCCACCAUGGCCGGUUCGUGAUGAAACUGCGUGAGGCGGCGAGGACGUGUCCGAAUGUAACGAUUGUUGAGACAAAGGCGACGGAGUUGAUUACUUGCUCGCAUACCAAGCAGGUUCUGGGUGUGGAGUGUGUGAACAGGGAUCAGACGCAGGAUUGCUACUUCGCGCAUCUUACUGUUGUCGCGGAUGGGUAUGCGUCGAAGUUUCGGAAGCAGUACCACGCGCAUACGCCACGGGUGAAGUCGCGGUUUUGGGGGCUGGAGUUGAUUAAUGCGAAGUUGCCGAUGCCGCAUUUUGGACAUGUGCUGCUUAGUGAUAACCCACCGAUCCUGGUUUAUCAGAUUGGCUCGAGGGAGACGCGGAUUCUUAUUGAUGUUCCUGAGAACUUGCCGUCUGCGUCGGUGAAGAAUGGGGGUGUGAAGAGUCAUAUGCGCAAUGUUGUUCUGCCGUCGUUACCGGAGGGUAUUCGGCCGUCGUUUCUGGCUGCGCUGGAACAGGGUACGCUUCGGUCGAUGCCUAAUUCUUUUCUGCCGGCGUCGACGAACAAGACGCAUGGUUUGAUGAUUCUGGGAGAUGCGUUGAAUAUGCGUCAUCCCUUGACUGGUGGUGGAAUGACGGUUGCUUUCAACGAUGUGCUAUUCAUUCGCGAUCUGCUCAGCCCGGAGAAGGUCCCUAGUCUAUCAGACACCAACAAAGUUCUCAAGCAGUUGUCCACCUUCCACUGGCAACGCAAGCAGGCAUCAUCCGUUAUUAAUAUCCUCGCCCAAGCUCUUUACUCUCUUUUCGCAGCAAAUGAUGAAAACCUCCGCGCCCUCCAACGCGGCUGCUUCAGCUACUUCCAACUCGGCCGCGUCCAAGGUCCUGUCGGCCUCCUAGGUGGUCUCAUCCAGCGCCCCCUCGUCCUCUUCUGGCACUUCUUCUCCGUGGCCUUUCUCUCGUUAUGGCUUAUUAUCCGCGACGCGCCGUUAUGGAAGUUGCCGCUGGCGCUGAUUCAGUGCGUGCUGGUGUUUUGGACGGCUUGUGUGGUUAUUUUCCCGUAUAUGCUUAUUGAGGCGUUUUAUUAGUGUCAUGGGUUGGUUUGGGAAGGGGUUUAUGUGGUGUAUUACUAUAACAUAUUGUUUUUUUUUUUUUUUUUU